This is a messenger RNA of Lytechinus pictus (painted urchin), 4781 nucleotides long. RefSeq lists its product as uncharacterized. The transcript is spliced from 7 exons. Bases 957 to 1889 code for a protein of 310 amino acids. Lineage: Eukaryota; Metazoa; Echinodermata; Echinoidea; Temnopleuroida; Toxopneustidae. The record is from RefSeq and is a predicted model, not a curated record.
GCCCUUGUAAAAAAGUACUGCGAUUACCGCGGUACUACUGCGGUACUACCACAGUACUACUGCGGUACAAUUGAAGUACUUGUAGUAUACCGCGGUACUACCGCGGUACUACCGUGGUACUUAUGCAGUAGUACCGCAGUACAAUUGAAGUACUUGUAGAACCGUGGUACUAUCGUGGUACUACCGUGGUACUUAUGCAGUAGUACCGCAGUACAAUUGAAGUACUUGUAGAACCGUGGUACUAUCGUGGUACUACCGUGGUACUUCCGUGGUACUUAUGCAGUAGUACCGCAGUACAAUUGAAGUACUUGUAGAACCGUGGUACUAUCGUGGUACUACCGUGGUACUCUUGCAAUAGUACCGCGGUACAAUUGAAGUACUUGUAGAACCGUGGUACUAUCGUGGUACUACCGUGGUACUACCGUGGUACUCCUAAUCACUAAAUAUGGCUCAGAAUAUGCUUAUUAUCUGUAUCAACAUCCAUUUUUACUAAAUAAACUGGUUUUUAACAUUACAAAUUGUGAUAGCCAACAAAUUCCUCAUGUAUUUCUUGGUUUUUAAUUUCUUAUGUAUUUGUUUGAUAUUAUAUUUUUUUUGUUUUUCUUUUUAUGGAAAAAAUAUUGAACAUUAUUCAACAACUUUUAGCCCCAAAUCAAAUGAUUGCAGUGAUGAAAAAGAAAAAUAAUGAGGGUUUUGACUAUUCUUUGAAAAAAAAAACAAUUCCCACAGGAUUUGUACACAAAUUUAUAUAGGCUAAUUAAUCUUUACAUGCAAUAUGGACAUUGAACAGUAAAAUCAUGCGAUGUAAUAUGUACGCGAUUGUUUGACAAUCGUGAUCACCUGAAGGACGCAUGCGCGUAUCUCGAAAAAUCACGUGACGCGCGUGCACCUUUUUUAUUGGAUCGUAGAAAGGCGCGCGCGAUCGUCUAUUUUUCAUUCAAGAUCUCAGCUUCACUAUGCCGCCACCAGCUUCAGACGAGUUCUUCUGUCUUUUUGAAUUUGAAAGCGAUGACAGCGUCGAAAUUGGACCAUUUUCUUGGAUAUUAGACACGGACAAGGAUGUGGAUCCUGAAAGCUAUGUCGAUCAAGCUGUUGAAGUUAUGUGGGUCAGUGGCAGCAAAACGGAGAAGUAUCGAGCAACAGUGUUGGCUGUAAAUAGAUCCAAGGAUAAUCUCAUCAGAAAAAGGAACAAGAUGUGUGACGGGCAAUCAAUGGAGACUGAUAAGGAAACUGGGAGAGGGAAGAGAAAGAAGAAACCAACACGCACAUACAUGUAUUCAUCUUCGGAGUUGGAGACGGAUGAUGAGGAGCCUCAACCAAAAGAAACAAAGAAAUCAAAAUCAAAAAUUUCACAGUGCAAUGAGAUGGCCAGGGAUCUCAGGAAGCAAAUGUUUGGUGCCAAUGAAACGAAAAAAUCAAAUGGACGUACGGCAACGGGAAGUGGAACAAGUGGUGAGAUAAUUGACCUGAAAAAGCAGUUGGAGAAAUCAAGGAGAGAGACUGAGGAUCUGCAGGUGAAGCUGACUAAGGAGAAGGCAGUUAGGGAAAAGAUACAGCAACAGCUGUUGUUUUUGCAAGGAGUGCCUAAAUUCAUCGAAACCUUUAAAGGGUUCAUAGUGGAUAUGGAGGAGAUGUCGAGACUCAAGGCUGAUCAUGAAGAGAUGCACUGUCCAUCAUCCUCGCCCGCUCGUUCCUCCACCCAGUCCUCCACCCAAUCCUCGCCAUCAUCAGCACGACCACAGGUCAUGUCAAGUCAAAGUUCCCAGGAGUGUCAUCAUCGGAAAUCCGCAUCGUUAUGCGGAACAAAGUUGGCAACGAAAUUAAGUUGGCCAAACGUAGAUCUCAACCGAAAGAGAACCAAGCCAAAGAAAACCAAGCCAAAGAAUUAAACCAAGAACCACAAGAUGAGACCGAAUGAAGCACUUUGUCAAGAUGACUAAUUAAUUAAUAAUGAGCUAAGUCUUGUUACUUACUAAUUAUCCCCUGUUCACUGUCCAGAGGAGGCAAAUUUGCGCGACCUGCCACAUUCUUCGCACCAUUCAGUGACGAGGUCAGUAACAUGGGCCUGCCGAACACUGCCAGCAUCAGAGGACUUUAAUAACAAGCACAUGCAUAUUCUGUUCCAAAUAUAAUUUAGUAUGAUCAUCAUGAUGCGACCUAUCCGAGUAUGCCAUGUUUGGUACGUUUCUGGCACUUCUGAAUCGCCCGUCGCUCCUGUGUAUUUUUUUGGUUGAUUGGAAUAUGUUUUAGACCACAGGCAUUGCUAUAAUGCUUGCUACAGACCAACAUUAAAAAAAAUAAUAAUAAUGUUUUAAUAGGGGCCAGAAUUAUCCUUAUCUGAUAUAUUAAAGGUGCUCCUGCAUCGUUUAUCAUACACACAGUGCCAUCUUGCGCACAAACUAGCCUAGUUCAAAAUGGCGAUCUGUAGCGUAGCAUCCCAACGCUUGAUGAUCUUUAACAUUUCACCUGUUUCUAAAGCUAUUUUGAUAAAAAGCUCUUCAUGGGCCAUCACAUCAAUUCUAGGCAUGUAUUGUGUUUUCCGUCCAGCUGGUACUAAUAUAUUAAAUUUUAUGUUUUGGCAUGUGGAUAUCAAAUGACAGUGCGCACGCAUCAAUCAGUGUUCUUUGUUGGCACCCUUCUAAACAAAUAAGUGUCAAGAACUUUCUUGUUGAGUAAAUUUUGAUCUGAUAAGGAAACAAUUUGAGAUUUUUUUGUGCAAAAAAUGGCAUUUAUAUAUGAUCUACGGAUAAAAGCCCAAAUUCACCUUGAAGAAUGGAAUCAAAUCAGACUAACAAGAAACUACGUCUCUUGGAAGACAUCAAAAUUUAUAUGGGGAACCUAAAUUGCCUCAAACAUGCAUUAAAAUUUGAGACAUUUGGUAUUGUUAAUCUGGUCUUUAAACAAAAGCGAAUGGAAUUAAAAUUGCUUUUGUUAUGAUUUUGAAUGACGGGAAUAUACCAAAUUAUUUCAUGUUCCUGAUUGUUCCGUACUCUAUUUGCCAAAGAUAUUGCUGAAAUAUAUUCAUUGUGUGCUGAAAAAUAACUUUGAUAAUGUGUAUGCGUUUGACGCCAUUUAUUUAAGUGGCAAAUUUCCUCUCGUCCUUUAAAAACUUUGCCUUGUGCCAAAUAACAAAGUAUGCUCAUGUAACAUUUUAAAGGCAUUGUCUUCUAUAUGUGUACACAAUAUAUUUACCCUACUUAUUUGUUGUGUAAGGUCACAUUGAUAAAGUGCUGUAACAAAUAUUGUUAUAUUAUUGAUAGAUUAUCUGUAGUAGUUAUAAAAAAGUACUAAAGUAGAGAUGUUAGAUAUCUUCAUGUUUUUGUUGCAACUCAGUACAGAUGUUUUUAACUACAGUUUUGAGAUAUUAUUGAUAGAUUAUCUGCUACAAUUUCUACAUAUAUGAUUCAUUUAUUUAUUUAUGAUUCAUUAUUUUAAAUAAUCAUAUUUUACUUCUAUUUACUUACCUUGUCAAAGAUUUUCUUUGCUCUUCAUUACCUAUAAUAUAUAUUUAUGUUCAGUUUAAUUCUCCACUCAAUUCAAUCUUUAUUUGGAAAUAAAGAUUGAAUUGACUGUAUUAUUCGUGUUAAUUAUAUAUUCAAAAAGCUGCAUCACUUCGCCGUGAUCCCUCGCAUAGGCCUAUAAAGUUGAUUCUAUCCUUUGGGUUUAUGUCAGGUUUCUAUAGCUUCUGACCAUACGAGCAUUGAAAGUUAAGGGGUUUAUGGGACGAAUUAUCGACUAGGGCCGUCCAUAGCUCAGUCGGUAGAGCACCGGGCUAGCAAUCCGGAGGUCUCGGGUUCGAAUCCCGAUGGAACCCCAUUUUCUUUGCUCUUUAUUACCUAUAAUAUAUAUUUAUGGUCAGUUUAAUUCUCCGCUCAAUUCAAUCUUUAUUUGGAAAUAAAGAUUGAAUUGACUGUAUUAUUCGUGUUACUUGUCAAAGAUUGGAAGGAACUUGAUUGAUGUAUGUUUUUGUUCCAACUUGGAUACAAGUACGUGUUUUACAACUCAACAGUUCUUGAAAAUUUUAUAGACUUUAUAUGAAGCGUAAUCUCAACUUGCCUUUACCAUAAACAUUGUGCUCGAACCUAAAACUCGUUAGUCAUAGUAGUUAUAAAAAAGUACUAAAGUAGAGAUGUUAGAUAUCUACAUGUUUUUGUUGCAACUCAGUAGAGAUGUUUUUAACUACAGUUUUGAGAUAUUAUUGAUAGAUUAUCUGCUGCAAUUUCUACAUAUAUGAUGCAUGUGUUUAGUUUUAAUGGUUUUAAAUAAUCAUGUUUUACUUCUAUUUACUUACCUUGUCAAAGAUUGGAAGAUUUAUGUUUUUGUUGCAACUUUGAUACAAGUACGUGGACAGUGUUUUACAACUCAACAGUUCUUGGAAAUUGUAUAGACUUUUUAUAUGAAGCGUAAUCUCAACUUGCCUUCACCACAAACAUUGUGCGUGAACCUAAAACUCGUUAGUCAUAGUUGUUAUAAAAGUACUAAAGUAGAGAUGUUAGAUAUCUUUGUUUUUGUUGCAACUCGAGUACAGAUGAUUUUCACUACAGUUUUUAUCAUGUAAAAUAUUAAGCAUAUAACUUUAACUUGCCUUUACUUCAACCAACCAUUCAGCCAUUGUGUGUGCUAAAACUUCAGGAAUCCCGUUACCUCAACCAACCAUUUAGCCAUUGUGUGUGCCAAAACUUAGUCAUGUUAGUAAGAAAGUACAUGAUUACAGAUGUUAAAACAUAUAUAUAUAUAUAUAUAUAUAUACAUAUCUCAAAAUAAACUUUUUAUAAUAUUAA